Messenger RNA from Thermothelomyces thermophilus ATCC 42464, 2475 nucleotides. RefSeq lists its product as uncharacterized. Gene Ontology annotation, biological process: L-tryptophan biosynthetic process. Gene Ontology annotation, cellular component: cytoplasm. NCBI's taxonomy places the organism in Eukaryota, Fungi, Ascomycota, Sordariomycetes, Sordariales, Chaetomiaceae. Bases 185 to 2323 code for a protein of 712 amino acids. Gene Ontology annotation, molecular function: tryptophan synthase activity. The record is from RefSeq and is a predicted model, not a curated record. The transcript has 4 exons.
CGUACACUAGUGAGUCAACCUGCCCCUCGCCUCCCAUGGUUGGCUUUUGAACUUCUUUUUAACCCGCGUUGCCAAAGGGAUUUGCAAGUUGAUCAGCCCUUUGCACAUCUUUCCGCUGCGGGAACCGUUUGCUUGGUAAGGAGGCCACCAAGCUUUGCGUAUCAAUUAAUUCCAAUCGCACAUCAUGGAGGCCAUUAAGCAGACGUUCCAGCGUUGCAAGGCCCAGAACAGGGCUGCGCUCGUCACUUAUGUCACCGCCGGCUACCCUACGGCCGAGUCGACCCCCAAUGUCCUCCUCUCCAUGCAGAAGGGUGGCGCCGACAUCAUAGAGCUCGGUGUGCCCUUCACCGAUCCCAUUGCUGAUGGCCCGACCAUCCAGACCGCCAACACCAUUGCCCUCCAAAAUGGCGUUACAAUUGAGUCGACUCUGCAGAUGGUCCGAGACGCUCGCAAGCUCGGCGUGCGCGCUCCCAUUCUGCUUAUGGGCUACUACAACCCUCUGCUUAGCUACGGAGAGGAGCGCCUUAUGAAGGACUGCAUCGAGGCUGGCAUUAAUGGGUUCAUCGUCGUCGACCUUCCUCCUGAGGAGGCCAUCUCCUUCCGCAAGUGGUGCAGCAAGGGAGGACUCUCCUAUGUGCCUCUCAUCGCCCCGGCUACUUCUGACGCGCGCAUGCGCAUUCUAUGCCAGCUGGCCGACUCGUUCAUCUACGUCGUCUCCCGCCAAGGUGUCACGGGCGCUCUGGGCACGAUUAAUGCUCACCUUCCCGAACUACUGUCUAGGGUCAAGAAGUAUAGUGGCGACAAGCCCGCAGCUGUUGGGUUUGGUGUGAGCACCCGCGAGCACUUCGUCUCUAUCGCUCAGCUUGCGGACGGUGUGGUGGUCGGCAGCAUGAUCGUCACCACCCUGCAGAAGGCCGCCAAAGGCGAGGAAUACAAGGCAGUUCAGGACUUUUGCUCCUACCUCUGUGGUCGUACCUCCUCGGCCGAGGAUGAGGCCACUCGGGAAGUCGGCAUCAUCGAGGCUGUCUCCGGUGCCAGAGACUCCAACGGCGAAGUCGGUGUGGACGGCGUUGUCAAGGACACUGAUGACCUUGUCGCACAGCUGGCGGCUAUGCACAACAAGAUUCCCGAGCGUUUUGGCGAGUUUGGUGGCCAGUAUGUUCCCGAGUCGCUGAUGGACUGCCUGUCCGAGCUCGAGCAAGGCUUCAACAAGAUCAAGGAUGAUCCCUCCUUCUGGGAGGAAUACCGCAGCUACUACCCUUGGAUGGGCCGCCCUGGCCACUUGCACAAGGCAGAGAGGUUGACCGAGUACGCCGGCGGCGCCAACAUCUGGCUCAAGCGCGAGGAUCUCAACCAUACCGGCUCCCACAAAAUCAACAACGCCCUUGGCCAGCUCCUGCUUGCCCGCCGCCUUGGCAAGACCAAGAUCAUUGCCGAGACGGGAGCCGGCCAGCACGGUGUCGCCACAGCUACCGUGUGCGCCAAGUUCGGCAUGGAGUGCACUGUCUAUAUGGGUGCUGAGGACGUCCGCCGUCAGGCUCUGAACGUCUUCCGCAUGAAGCUCCUUGGCGCCAAGGUUGUUGCCGUCGAGGCCGGCAGCCGUACCCUGCGGGAUGCGGUCAACGAAGCCCUCCGCGCCUGGGUUGUUAACCUAGAGGACACACACUACAUCAUUGGGUCCGCCAUCGGUCCUCAUCCCUUCCCUACCAUUGUCCGGACUUUCCAGUCUGUCAUCGGUAACGAAACCAAGGCCCAGAUGCUUGAGAAGCGUGGCAAGCUUCCGGAUGCUGUUGUGGCGUGCGUGGGCGGCGGUAGUAACGCGGUCGGCAUGUUCUACCCAUUCAGCAACGAGCCAAGCGUCAAGCUUCUCGGCGUCGAGGCCGGCGGUGAUGGCAUCGACACAUCCCGUCACAGUGCUACUCUCUCUGCCGGCACCAAGGGCGUCCUUCACGGGGUCCGGACCUAUAUCCUGCAGAAUGAACACGGUCAGAUCAGCGACACCCACUCCGUCUCGGCCGGCCUGGACUACCCCGGCGUGGGGCCGGAGCUGUCCAACUGGAAGGACACGGAACGCGCCAAGUUUAUCGCUGCCACAGAUGCCCAGGCCUUUAUCGGUUUUCGCCUAAUGAGCCAGCUGGAGGGCAUCAUCCCCGCCUUGGAGUCGUCGCAUGGUAUCUAUGGCGCCAUUGAGUUGGCAAAGACCAUGAACAAAGAUCAAGACGUGGUCAUUUGCCUGAGCGGCCGCGGCGACAAGGAUGUGCAGAGCGUUGCUGAUGAAUUGCCCAAGCUGGGCCCCAAGAUCGGCUGGGACUUACGGUUCUGAGAGACUGCGUCACGAUGAUGAAAAUGGUAGCGGGUGGUCACUCUUUGGGAUCUCGGCGAUGCAUAUGAAUGGCGUGUGGUAGCAUAGACACAUAGAUCCGCAGAGAAUUCGCACUUGUUCUGGGGCAAUGCGUUCCCAGUAUCAGCACAUGC